This is a messenger RNA of Bacillus rossius redtenbacheri, 4908 nucleotides long. RefSeq names its product carcinine transporter. Bases 1 to 1884 code for a protein of 627 amino acids. Gene Ontology annotation, cellular component: membrane. NCBI's taxonomy places the organism in Eukaryota, Metazoa, Arthropoda, Insecta, Phasmatodea, Bacillidae. Gene Ontology annotation, molecular function: transmembrane transporter activity. The record is from RefSeq and is a predicted model, not a curated record. Gene Ontology annotation, biological process: transmembrane transport. The transcript has 12 exons.
AUGGCGGACAUCCCCAGCGACCGCUGCGACCGUCGGGGGGGCGGGGAGGAGGAGGAGGGGGUGGACCUGGACGAGGUGUUGCCGCACGUGGGCGAGUUCGGGCGCUACCAGCGCCUGCUCGUGUGGCUGGUGUGCCUGCCCGCGUGUGUGCCGUGCGGGUUCUGCGCCUUCAGCCAGCUGUUCGUGGCCGACACGCCGGAGCACUGGUGCCGCGUGCCCGCGCUGCGCGACCUGCCGGCCGAGCUGCGCAGGAGACUCGCCGCGCCGCCGCAGGACUCCAACUCCUACAGCAAGUGCUCCCGCUACAGCGUCAACUGGACGGAGCUGCUGGAGGAGUUCCCCGCCGAGGAGUUGGCCCCCAACUCCAGCUGGGCCGUGGAGCCGUGCAUGGACGGCUGGGAGUACGACACUUCCCAGAUCAUCUCGUCCAUCGUCAUAGACUUCGACCUGGUGUGCGGUCGCGCCAUUUACCCGACGAUAGGCCUAGCCUCCCUCAAUACCGGCGGACCGGUGGGUGUCUACGUCUUUGGGAUACUCAACGAUAGGAUCGGCCGGCGACUGUCGUUCUUCAUGUGCCUCGGGACCAUGCUGGCGGGCAGCUUCCUCACGGCCGUGGCGCGGGACUUCUGGUUCUGGACGGCUUGUCGCUUCGUCGUGGGUCUCACGAUACCUGCCAUCUACCAGAUACCCUUCAUCAUCUCUCUGGAGCUGGUCGGGCCCAACUACCGCUCCUUCGUAACCGUGAUGACGUGCCUCUUCUACACGCUGGGCAUGGUGCUCCUGGCAGGCGUGGCCUAUCUGGUGCGCGACUGGGUGGCUCUCACCUGGGUCACCUCCGCCCCCUUCCUGCUCUACUUCAUCUACUGGUGGUAUCUGCCCGAGUCUCCUCGCUGGCUGCUGGCGAAGGGUCGCUUCGAGGAAGGAUACAAGAUCCUGGAGACGCUUGCCAGCGUCAACAACAAGGAACUGCCGCCGAGUUUUCGUACCAAACUGAAGCAACACAUGAUGCUGCACCGCACCAAGAGCGAGGAACAGCGUCUGCGCAAGGGCCCUGGCGCGAUGGCGCUCUGCCGUACGCCCAACAUGCGCCUCAAGACGAUGCUCAUCACGCUCAAUUGGUUCGCCAACGAGACGGUGUACGUGGGGCUGAGCUACUACGGGCCGGCGCUCGGCAGCGACCAGUACCUCAGCUUCCUGCUGUCGGCGCUGGUCGAGGUGCCCAGCUACCUGCUGUGCUGGGUCGUCAUGGACCGCUGGGGGCGUCGCUGGCCGCUCUGCGUCGCCAUGAUCCUCAGCGGCGUCAGCUGCAUCGUCACCGUGCUGCUGCCCGAAGAUGCAGUGAUGACCACUCUGGGGCUGUAUCUCUUCUCGAAGUUUGCCAUCUCCGCCUCGUUCCUCAUCAUCUACCCGUUUGCGGGCGAGCUGUACCCCACACAGCUCCGCGGCGUGGGGAUCGGCACGUCGGCGUACAUCAGUGGCCUCGGCCUGAUUCUCAUCCCGUUCAUCACGUACCUGGGCUCCGAGAUGCUGGUGCUGCCGCUGGUGAUCAUGGGGGCAGUGUCGGUGGUGGGCGGCCUGUCGGGGCUGCGUCUCCCCGAGACGCUGUACCACCGCCUGCCCCAGACCGUGGAGGAGGGCGAGCAGUUCGGCAAGGACUGGUCGUGUGCCGACUGCCUGCGAUGCGUUCCCGAGAGGCCGCUGGCGGCGGCGGGCUCCUACGAGGACCUCGGCGAGCGGGAGGCGUUGGAGAUGCGCGAGCGAGCGGACGUCAGCUCGCCGAGGCAGAGGUCCCUGAGCAGAGCGCCCCGGCUGGUGCGCCAAUCCAGCGUCAUGGAGACCCCGCAGGACUCCACGGGUGCCAUGCAGAUGACCUACUGGUUCUGAGACCUCACCUCGCCGAAUUAACAGCUUAAAUCGUUUGGCCGGCCUGAAAAGUUUACACACACUGCUGUUUUCAGAACCACCAUAAAAAUCAUUAUAAUUAGGGAUGGUGAUUUUUGGUUUUUGCGAAAUAGAUGCGAAAAUAUGCUAAAUUAUAUUUUUUCCGCUAUAAAAAGCGAAAUCUAGACUAUUCCGAGAUAAAUGCGAAAUCAAGGUAAGAAACGUAGAUUCGUCUUCACUCUACACAAUUUAAUUACCGAUUGUAUUUCGUUUCAGUUCAGUAUCAAAAGAAACCAUCAUUUUAUGGCGUAUUCAGCACAAGUAUCUUAGUGUCACGUCAUUCACAACACUAUUGUUCGUAAAUAUUGAAUGAAGAAUGGCCAUCCGUGCCUCGCGGGUGUAAACAAGGUAAAGAACAACUAUGUAGCUGGAUUAGUGUCCAUCAUCUUGCAGAGUACAAGUUUUUAGGCCACCAUAUUGCGACAUCUCUGCUUCGCCGCGCUAACAAUUGUAUGUCCAAUUUUCUGGCUGUGUUUCACGUGAAAGCCACGUUCUUGUGUAGUCUGUGGAAGGUGGUGUGUUUACAAAUACGUGCAUACUCGUGAAUGUGUUGUAUACUGUUAUUUCUCGUGGUAAAAAUGGGACAAAAUGUAAUUUCCAUUCGCGAUCGCCCAAAUGAAUACAAAAGAGAACAGUUCUACGAAAGUCAUACGAAUAUUUUAAUGUGCAAUUUAUGUAAUCGCCGUCUGGAGUGGAAAAAAAAGAUGUACCUACUUGAAAAGCACAUUAAAUCUGAGGGGCAUCAGGCUGCAAAAAAAAAAGAUUCACCAAGAAAUUAGAUAAAGAAAAAAAGUUGGUAAAACGGCAAGCAACUGUUUCUGGCAUGAUCGAAAACCAUAAGGUAAAAAUUGAAAAAACGAAAGAAAAAAUUGAAAAAAUGAGUUUCAAUAACAUUAUUUGUGCACUCUACAUCAACUAUGGCCAUGAGCACGGCUAAAAAAUAUUUAUUUUAAUUUUAAGUAUUAAAUUUAUUGCACUCAUAAGUGCUAAAAAGUUGUUUAGAAACCUGCCAAGAUAGGCUAUCUUUGUAGUUGUGCUAGAUCUUUAUUUCUGUAGUUGUUAAUAAUUAAUAUGUGUAUUAUUUAAUGCUUUUUAAAAAUGCUACGAAUCACCAUCUCUAAUUAUAAUAUUUAUAAUUCUUGUAAUUAUGAUUGAAAGCUACCAACACACACUAUUUUUACAUAUACUGGGAAACAUCAUAUAAUAAUACAGUGCAUUGGUGACGUUAACUUAACUUUUGUUUUUUUGAAACCGUUCCUAGCAUCUAAAAAUUACAAUAAACAUGAUGGUAAGGUGUCAUAAGAUGGUGGAUCUGCUGAAAUUCACAUAAUUACAAAUUAUUUCAAGUUGAAAUAUUUCUACUUGCACUAUAAAUAUUAAGGACUGGAAUGCAUUCAGGCACAGCCUUGGAUAUUUUUGUAUAUGAUAAUACUAUAUACAUAUUUGAUGUUUAGAGUUAAAAAAAAAAACUACAGUACUAUUCUUUUAAAAAUCUUUUCAAGGGGUUUAAAAAUUUGGUAUUACAUUAAGUUUAUAAGGUAGGUGAUAAAUUAUUAAAACUAAAUAAGCAGAAUCUCCUUUUAUCACUUUAGUGCACGGUGGUAACAUGUGAUUCGUACCGAUGUACUCUUUUGGAAUCCAGCCAAUCACACAACUUACUUGACCAUUUUGAAAAUUCAAAUAUUUAAUUGUUCUAUUAAGUAUGUAUCUUCCAUUUUGUUGGAUACACAUUCUGCAUCUUUCAUUUUUUACCAUGAACCAACCUUUGAGCCACUGUUGACCACCGCUGUUAUUUAAUCUUUAUGCCAUAUUUGAGCCAUGUUGUUAAAGACCUUAUCAAAAACUGCACAUGACAACACAGAUGGGACCAACGAUAACAACAAAAAUUCUAUGCCUGUUGUGGUGGGUGGGGGUUGGGGGGGGGGGGGGGAUUUUACACUUUUCUUUCAACUGCUACUGGCUGUUUUAAAUAAACAGUAUUUUUUUUUACUAGUAUAGAAAAAGACACCAGAAAUGCUCUCGUAAAUACCCUAUAAAUUUACUAUUAUAGGAAAAUGAAGGGGAGGGUGAUAGCGGAUUCACCCCCCCCCCCCCCCCGGCCCUGAUCCUAUAAAAUAUACAUCAUUCCCACAAAUAAAAAUAAAAUUUUAAAGCAAACAGUAGGCAAAGUUAUUCAGACUCCUCAUAGUAUGCCAUAUUUGUAUCAGUGAGGUUGUACUCUUAUUUUCAUAAUUACAACAACUUAUGCUUCUCAGUGACAUUAUAUCACCUGACACCGCUACAGAACAUUGUUCUUUGCCCCCCCCCCCCACUUUUCACGUGAGAUUGGUUUGGAUUCACUGGAUUCCAGAUUUUAACACAACACAGAAUGCUUCAGUAAAAGAUUUGUUGUAGUACGACACUGCAGUGAAACAGAAAAUUACCUUAAAAAAAGUAUAGACUAGAGUUAAAAUCAUGGCUACUUAAAUGAAUCUAAAAUCUAUUGUAAGCCAUAAAUAAAGUAAAGACCUUAUCAAUUUUGAUAAUCAUGAUUCAUGAUACAACUUCAAGGAAGUGUCUCAUCAAACUUUAUAUGUAGUUGGUUUCAACCACAAGGUUGAUUAACUUAUAAGUUUAUAACACUAGUACCGAGAAAAUUUUUUUAUUUCAUUUUAGCUUUGUGUUUUUACGUAGUGGGGAAAGUUAGCUGCACAACAUUUAUUUAGUAUUAAUAGGGUACAUACUUAGUUGGUGAUUAUUCAUUACCAAAUAAUUUACUACAAAAAACAAGUAAUAUUCUAUCAUUGCAAAAUUUAACUUUUAAAGGUGUUUAUACUUUAUGUAAGUAUUUUCUUGUUUUUUUAAAAGGAAUUAAUGUCAAUUUAGUUAAACUAGCUCAAAAGUAUUGUAUAAUCAGCACACAUAAUGAGAUGUCAUAAGAGUGUAAGUAAUGUCAAUAAAAUGUAUCAAUAAAAUUGAUGUUGAUAA